Messenger RNA from Patella vulgata (common limpet), 2648 nucleotides. RefSeq names its product flavin-containing monooxygenase 5. The record is from RefSeq and is a predicted model, not a curated record. NCBI's taxonomy places the organism in Eukaryota, Metazoa, Mollusca, Gastropoda, Patellidae. The transcript is spliced from 5 exons. Gene Ontology annotation, molecular function: N,N-dimethylaniline monooxygenase activity; flavin adenine dinucleotide binding; NADP binding. Bases 138 to 1730 code for a protein of 530 amino acids.
GUGAAGGUGAAUUCUUAAAAAGUGUGUAAAUGUGUCCAAAUCUUGCAGAUCAAGUCUGUCGACAAGUGGAGCUAAUUCACUAUUAAACAGGAGACAUCUUUUUUUUCACUCUCAUCUGCCAGAUCUUGUAAGCUAAAAUGGCAAAGAAAAUAGCCGUGAUUGGCUCAGGUGCCAGUGGACUGACGGCUAUUAAAUGCUGUUUAGACGAACAGUUAGAACCGGUAUGUUUUGAAAGAACGGACUAUAUUGGUGGCUUGUGGCGUUAUAGCGACGAAGUCCGAGAUGGUCAGUCAUGCGUUAUGAAAAGCACUUGCAUCAACACCAGUAAGGAAAUGAUGUGUUAUAGUGACUACCCUAUACCUAAAGAAUAUCCGAUCUUUAUGCAUAACACACAGGUUUGGGAAUACUUCAAUCAAUAUGCGACUGACUUCAAAUUAUGCCAAUAUAUUCGAUUCGAGACAGAGGUACUUAGUGUAAAAAGAUCUGAUGACUUCGAUGAAACAGGCCGAUGGGAUAUACAGGUGAAAGACUUAAAAACAGGCAAGACAGAGGAUUUAGUUUUUGAUGGCGUUUUGGUUUGUACUGGGCACCAUGCUGACAAAAAUGAACCCGUUUUUUCUGGUAUGGACGAAUUUGAAGGUAAAAUUGUCCAUUCACAUGACUAUCGGCAUUAUGCUGGUUAUGAAGGUAAAAGAGUUAUUGUUGUUGGAAUUGGUAAUUCUGGUGGUGAUGCUGCUGUAGAACUGAGCCGUGUAGCUUCUCAGGUUUUUCUUAGCACCAGAAGAGGAAGCUGGGUUCUGAACAGAGUAUCUGAUAAUGGCCUUCCUGUUGAUAUGAUUAAAUUCAACCGCGUUGCCGCAUUAAUGCAACGGAUAGUACCGACAUCACUUUUAAAUGGAUUUUUGAAAAAAGUAUUGAACAGUAGAUUUGAUCAUGCUGCUUAUUCCAUGAAACCUGACCACCAACCUCUCUCCCAGCACCCGACAGUUAACGACGAAUUACCCAACAGAAUCAUCUGUGGAUCUGUGAAAGUCAAAACUGACAUCAAGCGACUGACCAAAAAUAGUGUGGAAUUUAUCGACGGUACGAAGGAGGAUAACAUAGAUGCCAUUAUAACUGCGACUGGCUAUAAAUUUGGUUUUCCGUUCGUGGACAAGUCUGUGAUUGAUGUUAAAGACAACAGAGUACAGUUGUUUAAGUAUAUGUUUCCACCAGAUUUAAAGAAACACACUAUAGCUUUUAUAGGCUGUUUCCAACCAGUUGGCGCCCUUAUGCCGGUAUCAGAACUACAAUGUCGUAUUGCUACUAGGGUCUUUAAGGGUGAUUUACAGCUACCAUCGAAUGAAGAUAUGUGGAAGGAUAUUAGAGAUAAAGAAGCUCGCUUGAGGAAACGAUACGUCCAAUCAUCACGUCACACCAUUCAAGUUGAUUACUGCCCCUUUAUGGAUGAACUAGCUGAAUUAAAUGGAUGUAAAAUCGAUUUCUUUAGGUUAUUUAGGAGUGAUCCUAAACUGGCGUUAACGUGUUUCUUUGGGCCUACUACACCAUACCAAUACAGAUUGUUUGGUCCAGGAAAAUGGCCGAAAGCAAAAGAAGCCGUCUAUACGGCCUGGGAGAGGACAUUUUAUCCGUUAAGGACACGACCAGUAAAAAUGGAAGAAAAAUCCUACAUGAUGCUUUAUUUUAUGUUAGCUGUUAUCGUAUUGUUACUGGCUUAUUUCUUUUUCUAAUUUUUGAAUCACUUAAACCAGAGCCAAAAGAUGUUCUGGUCAUGGUCGCCAUUUUGUUGUCCAAUCUGUUAGUUUAACAGAUCUACUAUUAUAACAUAACAAAUAUAAAAUAAUGAAUGUCGGAGAAAACAAAUGGAAUGAUAGUUAUGUAUAAGGUACAUGUAUAACAGGUCACAGGCGGGGACUCUGUAAGAACCAGUAAUAGCAUAGCACUAAGAUCAGACACCAAUAGCAAUUACGAAAAUAGUUUUCCAUUUUGUUACCCAAUAACAAUUGAGAAAACAAUUCGCCAUUUUGUAAUCAAAUCACAAUUGAGAAAAUAGUUGGCCAUUUUGUUACCCAAUAAAAAUUGAGAAAAUAGUUGGCCAUUUGGUUACCCAAUAACAAUUGAGAAAACAGUUGGCCAUUGUCUUAUUAAAUCACAAUUAAGACAAUAGCUGGCCAGAUAUUAUCACCACUAGAAGCAACAAAUUCCAGAACAAGCCAGAACUCAUACCAAAAUGGCCGCUUUAUACAAAUGAGUAUUUAGUUUAUUUAGUAAGGUCGAAGUAUUGGAUGUGAAACAAAACCAAGAUGAAACAGACCAUUUGGCCUUUGCACUGCCCCGUCCAUAUAUCACCUAUUUCACAUAGUAGACAAAGUGACAAUUUUGUGAGAAUUAUUAAAUUAGUUAUUUUUCAUUUGACAAAUAUGAAUGCAAAUAAAAACCAAACCGCUCCGUUUUAAUUCAAAUAUAUAUGUACGUAAAAACUUUGAAUUAUAACUGGGGUCCAUAUGGACCCCAUGAUACCUGCUAUGUGAUUUUCACAACGUGCACCCACAGGGGUUAAUAGGAUUACAGUAAUGGAUUGUACACUAAUAAUUAAUAUAACUGAUAUUAGUAUACGUUUAUUGAUUGAUGAAUUAAAGAAAUAUCCU